Molecule: messenger RNA, 895 nt
Organism: Pelagomonas calceolata
Lineage: Eukaryota; Pelagophyceae; Pelagomonadales; Pelagomonadaceae
Source: the annotation of a GenBank genome assembly
CUCCGGAGCGUCGCGCGGCACGCCUCCUUCCUCCGCGAGCCGGUUCAUCGCCUUGAGCUCCGCGAUCUGCGCCCGGAGCUGCUCGUUCUCCACGCCCAGCGACGCGUAGCGCAUCUUGUUCAUGACGAGCUCCAUGUGGCCGGCCUCCAGUGCAUUGUUAGGUGUCGCGUCGUCAAUAAGUUGCCGGUGCGCGGGAUCUAAGUCAUCUGCCUUCUCGGAUUUCGACUCCUCAUGCCCAUAUUUCUUCUCCUGCAUCCUUCUUAACUCUUUCUCGACCUCGGACUCGCCUUCGCUGCCACCGGUGCAGAGCUCGAACGCGUCUCGCAGCUCCUGUAAUUCUUUGGCCGCCUGUUCGAGGUCCUUGUGCGCCUCGAUGCCUUCGAGUUGCAGCUUCCGUUGUUGUUUCUCCAAGGCUUGGGCUUCCUGCAGCGUAUCUCCCGCGGCCUUUGUCGCGCGCGAAGCUCUAGAUUGCAGUUCACCAAAGGCCUCGGCCGGGUCCCUCCGGAUGUUUUCGUUCUCCUCCUCCUCAACUUUUAAUUCCGCGGCGUCGAACUGCGCCUUCACGUCCGCCGGCAGGUCCCUCUCGAGCUCGGCUAAAAACGAGUCGAGCUCCGCGGACAUCUCUUCCAGCUUGGCGCUCGCCGCGUCCAGGUCCAAAUUAUCUUCCGUACAUUCCCCCGCAAUGGCCUCGAAGCGCGCCUUGAGGGCCUCGGACUUGCCGAGGGCUGCCGCGUCGGCGUCGGUGGGUUCGAAGGAGGCCAUAGCUCUGUGUCCGUGGGGCGGGGCUGCCUUCGUCACGACGGGAGCAGUCUCUGCCUUUUGCGGCGUGGUCCGGGGGCAGCCGUUGGCCGUGUUUCGUCCGUGCAGCGCUUGGAUUAGUUUGUCUACUUGCUAG